This is a messenger RNA of Raphanus sativus (radish), 1629 nucleotides long. RefSeq lists its product as uncharacterized. The record is from RefSeq and is a predicted model, not a curated record. Gene Ontology annotation, cellular component: nucleus. The transcript has 4 exons. The coding region runs from base 794 to 1474 and encodes 226 amino acids. Gene Ontology annotation, molecular function: deSUMOylase activity. Gene Ontology annotation, biological process: protein desumoylation. NCBI's taxonomy places the organism in Eukaryota, Viridiplantae, Streptophyta, Magnoliopsida, Brassicales, Brassicaceae.
AAAGAAAAAGAAAAAAACAAAUAAAAGAAAAAAAAAACACUUCCUCUCUCCGACAUUUCCUUCUUCUUCUUCUCCAACGACGCAGACGAGGUCUGAGUCAUCUCCAUUUCUGUCUCCGACACUUCCUCUGCGUCACAGCCUGAAAUCCGCCGUUCGUCGUCUCCAUCUCUGUGUCGCCGUUCGCCUACAGCUCAGCCUGCACUCCGCCGUUCGUCAUCUCCAUCUCUGUGUCGUCGACUCCGCCGUUCGCCUGGGUCACAUCUCUGCCAUCAAUUCCAAGUUAAUUGAAUCUGAAUGGCAUCAUCUUCGUGUAAUAGGAAGUAUCCUCCACGGCUUUAUGAGAGUGGUAAAACGCCUACUCAAAUAAGGAGCAUGAAUCACAGUUGUUUUCUAGGAAACCUUCAGACGGUGAGGGAGAAUAUCGGCGAAGACGUUUGGUCUGAGUUGAGAGAAUCAGCUGUAGGCGUGAUUAAAAUGGCAGAAAAGUGUUCAGUGUAGACAGGCUUUGGAAGCACUUGGUACAAGUUUGGAAGAGACUGCACUUGCUUCGAGUUUGGAGGAGCCUUCACGCAGAAGAAAAACCCAGCUGACAAAGACUCAAGUUUGGCCAUAUGUCGGGAACUCAACAGUGAAGCGUAUCAUAACUGGUAAAACCAUCUCCAAGGCAUCUUAUGACCCCUUAGCUAAGGUGAAUCCAGAGAAAUUGCAGAAAGUAUUGGACUUCGUUAAGUCUGAUCUGGAAGAUACUGAGUCUGGUUAUGGAGAUAGAAGUGCAAGAUUUUAUUUGCAGUUGAUGAUACCCAGAACAGCUUGGCCAAAAUAUGAUUAUGGCUGGUUGCAUGACUCUCACAUGGCCGCAGCAAUGCUUAUGUUUCACAGACGUGCCAUGCAAUCAGAGUCUCCAUUUUCUUCUCCUCGAAUUGCAUUCCUGGACCGCUGGUUCGUGAACUCAUGGGUUAACGACUACAAGAAGUAUGAAGAGACAAAUGAGUUUUCAGAACAUUAUAGCAUGGCCUUUAAUGGAGAAUACCCAGCUGAAUUUGUCACGGGUAAAAAGUGGUUUAAAGAUGUAGACUCUCUCUUCCUCUGCCACCAUGUCAACGGAGACCACUGGGUUGCUCUUCAUAUCGAGCUGCAUAAUGAGGUAAUAAAUGUGUAUGAUAGCAUUCGAUCUGUGGUAAGUGAUAAGAAGAUGCAAGAGGAGUGCAGGCCGUUCACAAAAAUGCUGCCUGCAUUGCUUAACAAGAUGCUGGAUCAUAAACCGAGAACAAAGCGUUACAAGCAGUUCACCUACCGUAGGGACAAGAAGAUCCCCCAAAACAAAGACCCAGGAGAUUGUGGUGUCUACACUCUGAAAUUUAUUGAAUGUCUAGCUCUGGGGUAUAAGUUUGAAGGCUUAAGUGAUCAGAUCAUACCAGCAAUGCGAUUGAAGAUGGCUGCAGAGAUUUAUGACGAAGUGGGUAUGGAAGAUUAGGAAGUAUAAGUUCUAGUUUGUUUUCAUUUGUAUGCUUUAUCUCGGAUGUAUAACUGUCGGUUUUGCUUGUUUUUGGAUGGUAUUUGCUUGUUUUCGGAUGUGUAUGCAAGAUGUUUAACGUAGAUGGUUAGAUAAUUCAUAUUCUGGCUCGUCUA